Messenger RNA from Vitis vinifera (wine grape), 1820 nucleotides. RefSeq names its product protein NRT1/ PTR FAMILY 5.10-like. The transcript is spliced from 4 exons. Gene Ontology annotation, molecular function: dipeptide transmembrane transporter activity; tripeptide transmembrane transporter activity. Bases 59 to 1768 code for a protein of 569 amino acids. Gene Ontology annotation, cellular component: membrane. The record is from RefSeq and is a predicted model, not a curated record. NCBI's taxonomy places the organism in Eukaryota, Viridiplantae, Streptophyta, Magnoliopsida, Vitales, Vitaceae. Gene Ontology annotation, biological process: transmembrane transport; dipeptide transport.
AGCCUGCAGAUAUACCAAGACAUCUCCUUAGUGUGGUGAGCUUUGGCUUGGCGAACACAUGGAUAACUGUCACAUCUCGGAGGCUUCAUCUUUGGACGACACUGUAGAUGGUGCCGUCGACGACAAAGGCGACCCAGCCAAGAGAUCCUUCUCAGGUGCCUGGAAAUCUGCGUAUUUCAUCAUAGGCAUGGCAGUUGUGGAGAGGUUUGUUUUCAAAGGUAUAGAAACCAACCUUAUAAACUACCUCACCGGAUGGCUAGGGGAGUCCACCGUCGCUGCAGCUGCCAACGUGAAUACAUGGUCCGGGACUUCGACUUUAUUGCCUCUCUUAGGAGCUUCCAUUGCAGACUCUUAUCUUGGUCAAUAUCGCACCAUUGUUAUUGCUUCUGUUACCUACAUCCUGGGACUAGGCUUAUUGACUCUGUCUGCUGUGCUUACUUCUGGGAGCUCUUCCAACUGCAAAAACAGAAACAAAACAACGUCCUGCUCUCAUUCUGAGCUCCAAGUAUUCUUCUUCUUUUUCUCAUUGUAUGUAGUGGCAAUUGCGCAAGGUGGGCUCAAGCCUUGCCUCCAAGCAUUUGGAGCUGAGCAGUUCGACCAACGAGAUCAAGAGGAAUGCAAAGCCAAAAGCUCAUUCUUCAACUGGUGGUAUUUUGGUCUGGCUGGUGGUGCUGCAGUAAGUUACUUGAUUAUGAGCUACAUUGAAGAGAACGUUAGUUGGAUUCUUGGAUUUGGAAUCCUUUGCCUUUUCAUGGUGUUGGGGCUGCUCCUUUUCUUGUUCGGGGCUAGGACUUAUAGGUAUAGUAUCAAAAAGGAUGAGAGAAGCCCAUUUGUGAGAAUUGGUCGGGUUUUUGUUGCAGCAGCCAAGAAUUGGAAGACAACCCCUCCAGUGGAAGCUACAGAAGAGGCGGCUCAAGAAAACCUUCCCCCUCACCAAGGUUCAAACCAGUUCAAGUUUCUCAACAAGGCAUUGCUUCUGCCAGGGGGGUCUGGGGAAAAAGGAAAGGCAUGUAGCCUCAGUGAUGUUGAAGAAGCAAAGGCAGUACUAAGGCUGUUUCCCAUAUGGGCCACAUGUUUGGGGUAUGGUAUUGUGCUUGCACAGCCACCCACUUUGUUUACCAAGCAAGGAACUACACUAGAUAGAUCAAUAGGUUCAGGCUUUCACAUACCAGCAGCUUCACUUCAAUUUUUUAGGGCCCUCACGGUUCUCAUCUUCAUUCCUAUAUACGACCGCAUAUUUGUCCCGAUUGCUAGAUCUUUAACCAGAAAACCAUCUGGCAUAACAAUGCUUCAGAGAAUCGGAACUGGGAUAUUUUUAAUUGCCAUUACCAUGGUAAUUGCAGCCCUAGUUGAGUUGAAACGUCUGAAAACUGCUGAAGAAUAUGAGCUGGUUGAUAUGCCAAAGACGACUCUUCCUAUGAAGGUGUGGUGGUUGAUUCCCCAAUUUAUUUUCUUAGGAAUUUCUGACUCAUUCACCAGUGUUGGUAUUCAGGAGUUUUUCUGUGACCAGAUGCCUAAUGAAUUGAGGAGUGUUGGCGUGUCCCUCCAACUAAGUAUCGUUGGCUUAGGGAGCUUGCUGAGCACCUCUCUGAUCUCUGUCAUUGGGAAAAUAACUAGUGGGGAUGGACGAGAUAGCUGGUUUAGUGACAAUCUCAAUCGGGCACAUCUUGAUUACUUUUAUUGGUUACUUGCUGGACUCACUGCAAUAGGAUUGGCUGUCUACUUGUUUUUCGCCAAGUCUUACAUUUAUAAUAGAAGUACAACAUGAGUGCACUUAAUUUUGUUAUUAUUGCACCCAAUACUAGAAGCAUUUUCUUCAA